Emys orbicularis (European pond turtle) is the source of this 5265-nucleotide messenger RNA. RefSeq names its product myosin VA (gene MYO5A). The transcript is spliced from 39 exons. Bases 16 to 5265 code for a protein of 1749 amino acids. Lineage: Eukaryota; Metazoa; Chordata; Testudines; Emydidae. Gene Ontology annotation, molecular function: ATP binding; actin filament binding; microfilament motor activity. Gene Ontology annotation, cellular component: actin cytoskeleton; cytoplasm; myosin complex. Gene Ontology annotation, biological process: vesicle transport along actin filament; actin filament organization. The record is from RefSeq and is a predicted model, not a curated record.
UACAGUGGUCAGAAUAUGGGGGAUAUGGAUCCACACAUCUUUGCUGUGGCUGAAGAAGCAUAUAAACAGAUGGCCAGAGAUGAACGGAAUCAGUCAAUCAUUGUAAGUGGGGAAUCUGGAGCAGGAAAGACUGUCUCUGCUAAGUAUGCCAUGAGAUACUUUGCCACUGUAAGUGGUUCUGCCAGUGAAGCUAAUGUUGAAGAGAAAGUACUGGCUUCCAACCCUAUCAUGGAGUCCAUUGGAAAUGCCAAAACCACAAGGAAUGACAACAGUAGUCGUUUUGGGAAGUACAUUGAAAUUGGUUUCGAUAAGAGGUACCGAAUCAUUGGUGCUAACAUGAGAACUUACCUCUUAGAAAAAUCAAGAGUGGUAUUUCAGGCAGAAGAGGAGAGAAAUUAUCACAUUUUCUACCAGCUCUGUGCCUCUGCAGCAUUACCUGAGUUUAAAACACUGCGAUUAGGGAAUGCAAAUUACUUUCACUAUACGAAGCAAGGAGGUAGUCCAGUGAUUGACGGCAUUGAUGAUGCUAAGGAAAUGGUACACACCAGACAGGCCUGCAGUUUGCUAGGGAUUAAUGAUUCCCACCAGAUGGGAAUCUUUCGAAUCCUCGCUGGGAUCCUUCACCUGGGCAACGUGGGGUUUACCUCUCGGGAUGCUGACAGCUGCACGAUCCCCCACAAACAUGAACCCCUCACCAUCUUCUGUGACCUCAUGGGUGUGGAGUACCAAGAGAUGUCCCACUGGCUUUGCCAUAGGAAGCUUGCUACUGCCUCCGAGACCUACAUCAAACCAAUUUCCAAACUGCAGGCCAUCAAUGCCAGAGAUGCUCUUGCCAAACAUAUCUACGCUAAACUCUUUAACUGGAUUGUUGAUCAUGUGAACAAAGCUCUGCAUUCUACUGUAAAGCAGCAUUCUUUCAUUGGCGUAUUGGACAUUUACGGGUUCGAGACAUUUGAGAUAAACAGCUUUGAACAGUUUUGUAUAAACUAUGCCAAUGAAAAACUGCAGCAACAGUUCAAUAUGCAUGUCUUUAAGCUGGAACAGGAGGAGUAUAUGAAGGAACAAAUUCCAUGGACCUUGAUUGAUUUCUAUGACAAUCAGCCUUGUAUUAAUCUCAUAGAGGCCAAAUUGGGCAUCUUGGAUCUGCUAGAUGAGGAAUGUAAGAUGCCUAAAGGAUCAGAUGACUCUUGGGCCCAGAAAUUGUAUAAUACACAUUUGAAGAAAUGUGCACUCUUCGAAAAACCACGUAUGUCAAACAAAGCUUUUAUCAUACAACACUUUGCUGACAAGGUGGAAUAUCAGUGUGAAGGCUUUCUGGAAAAGAACAAAGACACAGUUUAUGAAGAACAAAUCAAGGUCCUAAAAUCAAGUAAGUUUAAGAUGCUGUCAGAGUUGUUUCGGGAUGAGGAGAAGGCCCUUAGUCCCACCUCAGCAACCCCUUCAGGUCGCACGCUGCUGUCUCGCACUGCUGUAAAACCCGCCAAGGCCAGACCAGGCCAAGCAAGCAAGGAACAUAAGAAAACUGUGGGACAUCAGUUUCGGAACUCUCUUCAUCUGCUGAUGGAAACCCUUAAUGCUACAACUCCACACUACGUGCGUUGUAUUAAGCCCAAUGACUUCAAGUUUCCAUUCACGUUUGAUGAAAAGCGGGCAGUUCAGCAGCUCAGAGCUUGUGGUGUUCUGGAAACUAUCCGGAUCAGUGCAGCUGGCUUCCCCUCAAGGUGGACGUAUCAAGAGUUCUUCAGCCGCUACCGUGUCCUGAUGAAGCAAAAAGAUGUCCUUAGUGACAGAAAGCAGACAUGCAAAAAUUUGUUGGAGAAGCUGAUUCUGGACAAGGAUAAGUACCAGUUUGGUAAGACAAAAAUAUUUUUUCGGGCUGGUCAAGUAGCCUAUCUGGAAAAAAUAAGAGCAGAUAAGCUGAGAGUUGCCUGCAUCCGCAUCCAGAAGACAAUCCGAGGGUGGCUGAUGCGAAAGAAGUACCUGCGCAUGAGGAAAGCAGCCAUCACCAUUCAGAGAUAUGUCAGAGGGUACCAGGCACGAUGCUAUGCCAAGUUCUUGCGAAGAACCAGGGCUGCCAUCCUAAUUCAGAAGUUCCAGCGCAUGUAUGUGGUUCGCAAAAGAUACCAUCUCAUGCGAGCUGCCACUAUUGUGCUUCAGUCACUUUUACGAGGUUACAUAGCAAGGAACAAAUACCAGAGGAUGCUUCGAGAGCACAAGGCCAUUAUUAUUCAGAAGCACGUGCGGGGCUGGCUGGCUCGUGUGCGCUACCGUAGGAGCUUGAAGGCAAUUGUGUACCUGCAAUGCUGCUACAGGCGUAUGAUGGCCAAGAGGGAACUGAAGAAGCUGAAGAUAGAGGCGCGCUCUGUGGAACGGUACAAGAAACUCAAUAUUGGGAUGGAGAACAAGAUCAUGCAGCUGCAGCGUAAAGUUGAUGAGCAGAACAAAGACUACAAAUCCCUGCUGGAGAAACUAACUAACCUGGAAACCACGUACAACACAGAGAACGAGAAGCUGCGGAGUGAUGUGGAAAGGCUUCGCAUGAGUGAGGAGGAGGCUAAGAAUGCUACGAACCGUGUGAACAUGCUCCAAGAGGAGAUCACCAAGCUUCGAAAGGAGCUGCACCAAACACAGUCUGAGAAGAAGACAAUUGAGGAAUGGGCAGACAAAUACAAACAGCAAACAGAGCAGUUGGUAUCAGAACUGAAAGAGCAAAACACAUCACUGAAAAAGGAAAAGGAGGAGCUGAAUCGUCGCAUCCAUGAUCAGGCCAAGGAGAUGACAGAGACCAUGGAGAAGAAGCUUGUUGAGGAAACGAAACAGCUGGAGCUAGAUCUGAAUGAUGAAAGGUUAAGGUAUCAGAAUCUGCUGAAUGAGUUCAGCCGCUUAGAGGAGCGCUAUGAGGAUCUCAAGGAUGAGGUGAAUCUGAUGGUGAGCAUCCCCAAGCCUGGGCACAAAAGAACGGAUUCCACACACAGCAGCAAUGAAUCUGAAUAUACAUUUAGUUCUGAGAUUACAGAGACAGAAGACUUACCACUGAGAAUGGAGGAGCCAAGUGAGAAAAAGGCACCGCUGGACAUGUCUCUGUUCCUCAAACUGCAGAAACGGGUUACAGAGCUGGAGCAGGAAAAGCAAUCCUUGCAGGAUGAACUGGACAGGAAGGAGGAACAGGCUCUCCGCACCAAGACUAGGGAGGAGGAAAGGCCCCCAAUGAGAGGCGCAGAACUAGAGUAUGAGUCACUUAAGCGUCAAGAACUUGAAUCUGAGAACAAGAAGCUGAAGAAUGAGCUGAAUGAGCUGCAGAAGGCUCUUUUGGAGAAGAGCUCUCCAGAGGUGACUGCUCCUGGUGCCCCUGCCUAUAGAGUCCUCCUGGAUCAGCUGACCUCAGUAAGUGAGGAACUGGAUGUACGCAAAGAAGAAGUCCUCAUCCUGAGGUCUCAGCUGGUGAGUCAGAAGGAGGCUAUUCAACCCAAGGAGGAUAAGAAUACUAUGACAGAUUCUACAAUCCUCUUGGAGGAUGUACAGAAGAUGAAAGACAAAGGAGAAAUAGCACAGGCAUAUAUUGGGCUAAAGGAAACAAACAGACAAUCUCUUCAGGACUAUCAUAUGUUGAAUGAGGAUGGAGAACUAUGGCUGGUUUAUGAAGGGUUAAAACAAACCAACAGGCUCCUAGAAUCUCAGCUUCAGUCCCAGAAGAAGAGUCACGACAAUGAGCUGGAAGCUCUCCGGGGUGAGAUUCAGAGUUUGAAGGAGGAGAAUAACCGCCAGCAGCAGCUUUUAGCACAGAACCUGCAGCUGCCCCCGGAGGCCCGGAUUGAGGCCAGUCUACAGCAUGAGAUCACCCGGCUGACUAAUGAAAACUUGUUUUAUGAGGAGUUAUAUGCAGAUGACCCCAUGAAGUAUCAGUCGUAUCGGAUUUCACUUUACAAACGGAUGAUUGAUUUAAUGGAGCAGCUUGAAAAGCAGGACAAGACAGUUCGCAAGCUGAAAAAGCAGCUGAAAGUGUUUGCUAAAAAGAUUGGUGAACUUGAAGUGGGCCAGAUGGAAAACAUUUCGCCUGGGCAAAUCAUUGAUGAACCCAUACGUCCAGUUAAUAUUCCACGGAAAGAAAAGGACUUCCAAGGAAUGUUAGACUAUAAGAAGGAUGAUGAGCCAAAACUGGUCAAGAAUCUUAUUUUAGAUCUGAAACCACGUGGUGUAGCAGUCAACCUGAUCCCAGGACUACCAGCAUAUAUAUUAUUCAUGUGUGUCCGCCAUGCUGAUUACCUUAAUGAUGAUCAAAAAGUGAGAUCAUUGCUGACUUCCACUAUUAAUGGCAUCAAAAAAGUAUUGAAGAAAAGAGGUGACGACUUUGAAACGGUCUCCUUCUGGCUAUCUAACACCUGCCGAUUUUUGCACUGUCUGAAGCAGUAUAGUGGAGAAGAGGGAUUUAUGAAGCACAACACACCUCGUCAGAAUGAACACUGCCUCACCAAUUUUGACUUGGCUGAAUACAGACAGGUAUUGAGUGACUUGGCUAUUCAGAUCUACCAGCAGCUCGUCAGAGUGUUAGAGAAUAUUCUGCAGCCAAUGAUUGUUUCAGGAAUGCUGGAGCAUGAAACUAUUCAAGGCGUCUCAGGGGUAAAGCCACCAGGGCUGCGAAAGAGAACGUCCAGUAUUGCUGAUGAAGGGACCUACACGCUGGACUCUAUCAUUAGACAGCUGAACACAUUCCACUCGGUAAUGUGUCAGCAUGGUAUGGAUCCGGAGUUGAUCAAGCAAGUUGUCAAGCAAACAUUCUACAUCACUGGGGCAGUAACCCUGAAUAACCUCCUCCUGCGCAAGGACAUGUGCUCCUGGAGCAAAGGGAUGCAGAUACGGUACAAUGUGAGUCAACUUGAAGAAUGGCUACGUGACAAAAAUUUGAUGAAUAGUGGGGCUAAAGAAACACUGGAGCCUCUCAUUCAGGCUGCACAGUUGUUGCAGGUGAAAAAGAAGACGGAUGAAGAUGCAGAAGCCAUUUGUUCAAUGUGCAAUGCUCUAACUACUGCACAGAUUGUAAAAGUUUUGAAUUUGUAUACUCCAGUUAAUGAGUUUGAAGAAAGGGUCUCAAUAUCAUUUAUACGUACGAUACAGAUGCGUUUACGAGACAGGAAAGACUCUCCUCAGCUGCUAAUGGAUGCUAAACACAUCUUUCCUGUUACUUUUCCAUUUAACCCAUCCUCCCUUGCAUUAGAAACCAUUCAAAUUCCAGCCAGCUUGGGCCUAGCAUUCAUCUCACGUGUCUGA